AUGAAAGACCCCAGGAAUGAAAUGGUGAGCGGCUUCACCAAAAAGCACUUCCUUUUGGCGGUGGUGGUGAGUGUGGAGGGGUCGCUAGGAAGGCCCCUGGCACCAGAGUACAAGGUGGGGGGGGCGCUGCCUGCCGACCCCCAAGUGCACACGCCGCCUCUCUACCGUAUGCAGAUCUUUGCACCUAACCAUGCUGUGGCCAAGUCCCGCUUUUGGUACUUUGUAUCUCAGCUAAAGAAGAAGUCUUGGCGGGGGGGGGGGGGGAGGGGGACUGUCUACUGUGGGCAGGUGUUUGAGAAAUGCCCCCUGGCGGUGAAGAACUUAGGCAUCUGGCUUCGCAGCAGAACCCACAGCAUGUACCGGGAAUACCAAGACCUGACCACCGCAGGCGCUGUCACCAGGUGCUAUCGGGACAUGGGUGCCCGGCACCGUGCCCGGGCCCACUCAAUCCAGAUCAUGAAGGUGGAGGAGAUUGCAGCCAGCAAGUGCCUGCGGCCGGCAGUCCAGCAGUUCCACGACUCCAAGAUUAAGUUCCCACUGCCCCAUCGGGUCCUACAUUGUCAGCACAGUCCACGCUUCACCACCAAGAGGCCCAACACCUUCUUCAAGGGACAGAGCCUUCUUGCCCAUCUCUGUCCAAAUAAAUUCAAUAUACCCGGAUAUAAAAAAAAAAAAGAUCUGAGGAAUGUCAUGUUUCCUUGA
This is a messenger RNA of Nycticebus coucang (slow loris), 702 nucleotides long. RefSeq names its product 60S ribosomal protein L18a-like. Gene Ontology annotation, cellular component: cytosolic large ribosomal subunit; ribosome. The transcript has a single exon. Gene Ontology annotation, biological process: translation. The record is from RefSeq and is a predicted model, not a curated record. Bases 1 to 702 code for a protein of 233 amino acids. Gene Ontology annotation, molecular function: structural constituent of ribosome. Lineage: Eukaryota; Metazoa; Chordata; Mammalia; Primates; Lorisidae.